AUGGGCACGCAUAUACGCUUGGUAGUGGCUCCAAAGAAGGCUAAUCUGGCUUUGGCAGAGCAGUCACUGGCUGACACUAUGGCCCUGCUGAAUCAAAAGAGAGCAGAACUGAAAGAAGUGGAGGACCGCUUGGCCUCCCUGCAGAAGACACUGGAGGAGAAAACUGAAGAGAAAGCUCAACUGGAAUUCCAGGUGGACCUUUGUGCCCGUAAACUGGAGAGAGCUGAAAAGCUCAUCGGGGGCUUAGGAGGAGAAAAGACUAGGUGGUCUAAAGCUGCAGAUGACCUUCAGAACACAUAUGAUAAUUUGACAGGGGACGUGCUGAUAUCUGCUGGUGUAAUUGCUUACCUUGGAGCCUUCACUGCUGGCUUCCGCCAAGAAUGCACUAAAGAUUGGACUACGCUUUGUAAGUCCAAGAAGAUCCCAUCCUCAGAUGACUUCUCUCUGAGUAAAACCCUUGGGGAUCCUAUCAAGAUCAGGGCCUGGAACAUCUCAGGCCUACCCACUGACAGCUUUUCAAUCGACAAUGGAGUCAUAGUGAGCAACUCCAGAAGAUGGCCUUUGAUGAUUGACCCACAGGGUCAGGCCAACAAAUGGGUGAAAAACUCAGAGAGAGAGAACAAUCUUAAUGUGAUUAAACUUACUGAUGCGGACUAUAUGAGGACUCUGGAGAACUGCAUACAGUUUGGAACUCCGCUGCUGUUAGAGAAUGUCGGAGAAGAACUGGAUCCAAUAGAGCCCUUACUGCUUAAACAGAUAUUUAAACAAGGAGGUAUAGACUGCAUUAGGCUGGGGGAGAAUGUGAUUGAGUACUCCAGGGACUUCCGCUUUUAUAUCACUACUAAGCUCAGAAACCCUCAUUAUCUGCCUGAGCUGGCUACCAAAGUGUCCCUGCUCAACUUCAUGAUCACUCCAGAGGGUCUGGAGGACCAGCUGCUUGGCAUUGUGGUGGCGAAAGAGAGGCCAGAGUUGGAAGAGGAGAGGAAUGCACUCAUUCUUCAAUCUGCUGCCAAUAAGAAGCAGCUGAAGGAGAUUGAGGACAAAAUCCUGGAGACUUUACAGUCCUGAGGGAAUAUACUGGAGGACGAGAGUGCUAUUCAGAUCCUAGACUCCGCAAAAAUAAUGUCUGAUGAUAUCUCCGUGAAACAGCAGAUUGCAGAGAAGACUGAAAUUAAAAUAGCAGAGUCAAGGGAAGGCUACAGAGCUAUUGCCAAGCACUCAUCCAUCCUAUUUUUCAGCAUUGCUGACCUGGCCAACAUUGACCCUAUGUAUCAAUACUCACUUAGUUGGUUUGUCAACCUAUAUAUUAACUCCAUCCAGGACAGUAACAAGUCAAAGAUUCUAGAAAAGAGACUGAGAUACCUGACUGACCACUUUACCUACAACCUUUACUGCAAUGUGUGUCGCUCUAUCUUUGAAAAGGACAAACUUCUCUUCUCCUUCCUCCUGUGCUGCAAUCUGCUCUUGGCCAAGAAGGAGGUUAACUACUCGGAGUUCAUGUUCCUGCUCACAGGUGGAGUUGGUCUGCAGAAUAAUGUUCCCAAUCCUGAUCCCAGCUGGCUCCAAGAAAAGAGCUGGGAUGAGAUCUGUCGAGCCAGUGAGCUGCCUGGCCUGCAGGGCCUUCGGGAGAGUGUUAUGAAGUCACCUGAAAGCUUCCGACCUAUUUAUGAUAGUAAGGAGCCUUUUAACACUCCGUUACCGAGCCCAUGGUGUGACAAACUUAAUGACUUUCAGAAAAUAAUCAUCUACCGCUGCCUCAGGCCGGAUAAAAUUGAACCAGCCAUUACUAGCUAUGUGGCUGAAAAACUGGGUAAAAUGUUUGUUGAACCACCGCCGUUUGAUCUGAGUAGAAGCUACAAUGAUUCCAAUUCUACGAUUCCACUGGUGUUUGUGCUCUCACCAGGAGCAGACCCUAUGGCCAGUUUACUGAAGUUUGCAAAUGACAAGAACAUGGGUGGUACAAAGUUCAAGUCAAUUUCUCUUGGACAGGGUCAGGGUCCUAUAGCGGUAAAUAUGAUUCAGUCUGCUAUGAACGAAGGCACAUGGGUGUGUCUACAAAACUGCCACCUGGCUGUAUCUUGGAUGUCCACACUUGAGAAGAUCUGUGAAGACUUCAACCCAGACACAUGCCACCCGGACUUCCGCCUCUGGCUCACCAGCUACCCUUCACCCAUGUUCCCAGUGACCAUCCUGCAGAAUGGAGUGAAGAUGACAAAUGAGCCUCCCACAGGUCUUAGGUUGAAUCUGCUACAGUCCUACCUAUCAGACCCUAUCUCAGAACCUGAGUUCUUCUCAGCAUGUCCAGACAAAGAAGCUGUUUGGGAAAAGCUUCUGUAUGGAGUUUGUUUUUUCCAUGCCCUUGUCCAGGAAAGAAAGAAAUUUGGACCACUCGGUUGGAACAUUCCAUAUGGAUUUAAUGAAUCAGAUUUGCGUAUCAGCAUCAGGCAGUUGCAGGUAAAGACUCUUUCAUACAUCAAUAAAUAUAUUAGAGGUUCCUUUGAAGCCAUUACAUAUCUGACUGGAGAGUGUAACUAUGGUGGGCGGACAGAUGACUGGGACCGCCGCCUCCUCCUGACCAUUCUGGCUGACUUCUACAAUAACGACAUCAUCAAGACCCGCUACAAGUUCUCUCCUAGUGGAAAAUACUAUGCACCUCCAAAGUCCAAUUAUGAAGACUAUGUGGAGUUUAUUAAGAUUUUGCCAUCCACCCAGCAUCCAGAGGUGUUUGGUAUGCAUGAAAAUGUGGACAUCUCUAAAGAUCUGCAACAGACUAAACUCCUGUUUGACUCCCUGAUCCUGACUCAGGGAGGUGGCUCAAAGGGAGGCGGAAGUUCUGCAAGUGACAACAGCCUGCUGGAUAUUGGUGACAUUCUGUCUAAACUACCAGAAAACUUUAAUAUCGAGGCUGCUCUUGACAAAUUCCCAGUGCAGUAUGAAGAGAGCAUGAACACAGUGCUUGUACAGGAAAUGGAACGAUAUAAUAAUUUGUGCAAAACAAUUUCUGAGAGCCUCCAGAAUCUGUUAAAGGCCAUUAAGGGGCUUGUCAUAAUGGAUGCUGAGCUGGAGGAAAUAGCAAACAGCUUGCUUGUAGGAAAAGUGCCAGAGAAGUGGGCAAAGCGCUCCUACCCCAGUCUGAAGCCCCUGGGCAGCUACAUGACCGACUUCCUUGCUAGGCUUAAGUUUUUGCAGGACUGGUAUGACACAACCAAGCCCUGUGUAUUCUGGCUGUCUGGUUUCUUCUUUACUCAAGCUUUCCUGACAGGAGCCAUGCAAAAUUAUGCCAGAAAAUACUCCAUCCCCAUUGACCUCCUUGUAUUUGACUAUGAGGUUAUGCCGUUUGAUACCUCAGCCACCUCCCCUGAAGAUGGAGUCUACACUCAUGGCCUUUUCUUGGAUGGAGCUCGCUGGGAUAGAGAAAGUGGUGUUUUAGCUGAACAGUACCCCAAAAUCCUAUUUGACUCACUCCCUAUUAUAUGGAUAAAGCCAAUGGAUAAGCGGGUUAUGCCGGAAGCUCAGAACAUGUAUAUCUGUCCUCUCUACAAGACCAGUGAGCGUAAAGGAACUUUAUCCACCACAGGUCACUCCACUAACUAUGUCAUCUCUAUGACUCUGCCUACGGGCCAGCGGCCACAGCAUUGGAUUAAGAGAGGUGUAGCUAUGCUCUGCCAGCUUGACGAUUAGUGACAUACACUUUGACCUUGAAUUUAUUUAAAUAAGUCGACUUACUGUUAAAUGAUUUCCUGCAAGUAAUAAAUGAGUGUUUCUACUGAA
Messenger RNA from Silurus meridionalis, 3771 nucleotides. It is a transcript of the gene dnah12, whose product is annotated as dynein, axonemal, heavy chain 12. Gene Ontology annotation, biological process: microtubule-based movement. Gene Ontology annotation, cellular component: dynein complex. NCBI's taxonomy places the organism in Eukaryota, Metazoa, Chordata, Actinopteri, Siluriformes, Siluridae. The record is from RefSeq and is a predicted model, not a curated record. Gene Ontology annotation, molecular function: minus-end-directed microtubule motor activity; dynein intermediate chain binding; dynein light intermediate chain binding.